Taeniopygia guttata (zebra finch) is the source of this 1454-nucleotide messenger RNA. The record is from RefSeq and is a predicted model, not a curated record. Lineage: Eukaryota; Metazoa; Chordata; Aves; Passeriformes; Estrildidae.
GAAGGGAAGCCCGUACAUGCGGAGAACCUGGGAGGAGGGGGAAGCUCGCUUCCUGCCCAACUGCUCAUUCAGUCGCACAGCAGCAUUUCGGCGUGACCCGCCUGCCCUUCCAGCUGAUAAUGUUUCAAGUCUGAAGUACUUCGGAGAGGGGGAGAGAGCAACACGCGCAGGAGCUAUCAGACCUUUUGGCCAAGGUACGAGUGUCUGUCUAGAAUGUCCAGGCAUGCAAAAAAGCUUAGAGAUCACGAUAUAAAUCCAUGUCUAGCGGAAACAGAUGCCACUACAAAAUGUAUGAAUGACAACAACUAUAACAAGGAUAUGUGUACUGAUUAUUUUUUGAAGUACAGAAACUGCAGAAAAUUCUGGCAUGGAAUUAUGAUGCAAAGGAAGAGAAGUGGUGUGAAACCAGAGAUGCCCCCAGCAGAAGAAAGAAAGAAAAUCUUGGAAUCAAUGGGGAAGCCCUACUGACUAGAAACCUGAACUGGUUGACUGUUGUCACUGUAUAUAUGAAGACUUAGGAGCAGCAAGUCACCAUUUUAUGAACUGGAUUUUACAGUUGCCAUAUGUUGGAUUAAAAUAAGAUCUUAAAUUUUGAAAUGUGUGAGCUUUCCAGGAUAGAACUUCCUAGGUUUGUUCAUACUUCCUGUCAUAGGAACCUGGCCUCUUUCUAUUGGAAGAUACACAUAUCAGUGUAACUUGUGUAGGAACUUUUGGAAGUAGAAACUACCUUGCUGUGAAAUGCUAAAUAGAAAAUUAACGGGACUUGCAGAAAGUCUGAAAAGAUGGGAUUGGUGAGCAUUGCAGUGUGGUUCUAAGUUCUGAGACUGGAGCAGGUUGAGAAGCUGGUACGUGCAACAUGUUCCUUGCACUCAGCUGUUCUGCUCAAUAGUAUGUAUUUACCAUGUGUGAUUUUAUCACUGUUCUCACAUGUUGAAUUCUGUGUCCCCAGUUUUAAUAAGACUUCAUGAACUAAAAUCCUAAAUCCAACAAGCUUGUCAUUGGGUCUGCCACUGCACUUGUCAGUGACAGCAGAAGCUUGCAGUAAAUCAGAUCUGCAAGCUUCACUAGUUAGAAGCUUGCAGAUCUGAGAGAGUGGUGUUCAACUAGCUUCACUAGUUAGAAGCUUGCAGGUCAGAGUUCACCAGAGAGACUGGUGAAGAUAAAACUGAACUCCUCAGGUCUGAGCUGCAUAGUAAUUUCUGUGGAUAGUAAAUAGAUACUUUGGUGGCGGGCAGGCAGGGGGGACUUGCAGACAUGUAAACAGAUCCUCUGAGUGACAUGGCAGGUUUAACUAUAGUACAUCUAUCUAAGACUCUGGACAGCUGAAACCUGGGGUUUGGAAAUGCUUACUCAUAUGAGAUUACAAAGCUCAGUUUAAACAGGUACUCUAAUCUUAAAUAAGGUUGAUUCUUUAGCUAAAUUGAACAACUAAUAAAUGUAAACAUGUUGCUGUC